This is a messenger RNA of Echinostoma caproni, 1122 nucleotides long. The record is from the annotation of a GenBank genome assembly. NCBI's taxonomy places the organism in Eukaryota, Metazoa, Platyhelminthes, Trematoda, Plagiorchiida, Echinostomatidae.
AUGGGGCUUAAGAGUUUGCCUAACGACUGGCCAAAACUUACUGAUUUCUCGCUUGAACGAAUCAGUUUUCUAAAUCGUCUAUCCUCCUCUGCCAGUGUGAUUUGUCGACGUCCGGUGCAAGAACAAGACACGGCUCAUCCGACCGCAGUCGAACAACCUCUGGACUUUUUGUUCACUGACCCGUCGGAUACAUCAGAGGAGACAUCGAAAGAGGUUCGCUAUGCUCUCCUACAAACCCUCUCCAGUGAUAUACAUGCUGGCGUAGUCGGACCCGAUUCUACCGAGCCACUGGAUCCACUAGAUCGCAGCACGCACAGUGCCACGGAAUCUGGAGUAGCUCCACCCGUCAGAGAUCCAUCAACAACUGAGUUACUCGCCAUGGCUGCUGUCACCCUGGCCAAAUCGUUCGAGCAUGACGGACUAGAUCGUGUCUGUCAUGACAAAAAUGUCCCCUGUCAGCGUCGAGCUGGCCGCCUUAGGGGUAAAUGCGCGACUCAUGCUAACGAAUUAGCGGAUUCAACUGACGCUGGUUCGGGUCUUGGAGCGGAUAAUUCCAUGGGAACAAGUCUGGCCACAAUGACUACCACCACCAUGAAUCCCAGCCUACCUAGUCAGGAUCACGCCCUGGGCAGUGCUGUACCGGCCACUAUGGAUCGGGUCCAAUACUCAUUACCCCCGUAUCUUCCAUCGCAUCGUAUCUCGUUACUUGGUGAUGCCCCUCCAGGGCAAAGUGUUCCGCAUUGGCUCACAUUGCACACUUCGGUCGAAAGAGAGCGUGUCCGAGAUUGUUGGUCAGGUUUUCGUUGCGCCCUUGGAAAACCAUACUCCAGUUUAGCGACCACAGACAACCUGAAUCCGGCUACUGAUUCAAAUGUUGCUGCUGUGACCAGCGAGCAGUUGAGUGUGACCAAAUCACACAGGUCGUUAUACUGUUGUUUCAGUUCCGCCGUGGCAGAGGAAGAGGACGAGCAAGGUCUCGCACCCCAAGAAAGGAGGAAUAAGUUCACCUCGGUCGCAGCUCAGCAACUUAUUCCCUUCCACUGUCUGUUGCUAGGUUUGACAGCUCUGAUUCCACUGCUUCUUGUCAUCGGAUUGAUCCAUUUGAUUUUGGUUUCAAAGUAA